Rhipicephalus microplus (southern cattle tick) is the source of this 1539-nucleotide messenger RNA. Its product is annotated as forkhead box protein D3-A. Lineage: Eukaryota; Metazoa; Arthropoda; Arachnida; Ixodida; Ixodidae. Gene Ontology annotation, biological process: cell differentiation; anatomical structure morphogenesis; regulation of transcription by RNA polymerase II. The record is from RefSeq and is a predicted model, not a curated record. Gene Ontology annotation, molecular function: RNA polymerase II cis-regulatory region sequence-specific DNA binding; DNA-binding transcription factor activity, RNA polymerase II-specific.
GUAAGCGAUGAGGGACGCGGUCGAGCUCAGCCUGCAAAGCUGUCGUGCCGCGGUCGCGGAACCGCGGUUCCUGCUACUGGAUAGCGCACCGAGCAUCAAAAGGCCCGGUGGCAACGUUACAGCAAGCGCUGUGGCCACCGAUACGACGCCGUACGCGCUGCACGUCGCCAGGGCGGAGUCGUCGCAUUCGACAACGACGGCUUCCAAGCCGAGCAAGUCUCCAAAGUCUUGCUCGGUAAAGACGAAAAGCAAGGAGGAUGAUGCCAAGGCUCCACCAGUGAAACCACCUUAUUCUUACAUCGCUCUCAUCACAAUGGCGAUCCUUCAGAGCCCCGAGAAACGACUGACGCUCUCCGGGAUUUGCGAAUUCAUCCGGAACAGGUUUCCCUUCUACCGGGAUAAGUAUCCCAUGUGGCAGAAUUCAAUUCGUCAUAACCUGUCGCUCAACGAUUGCUUCGUGAAAAUCCCCAGAGAGCCUGGCAAUCCUGGCAAGGGAAACUACUGGACGCUCGAUCCAGCCAGCGAGGACAUGUUCGACAACGGAAGCUUCCUCAGGCGCCGCAAGCGGUACAAGCGACAGCCACCCGAUCCACUCGGCGAUGGAUUCUUUUUCGGGGAUCUACUGAGGCAGCACCCUCUCUUCCCUGGCGCCCUGGUUCCACCAAUUCCGUACCAGCAGGCGUUCCUGCCACUGCCGGCGCUGCACGUGCUACCACCGAUGACCUCGGUUCCACCGCCAGUCGUACUGAGCGGGCGCAAGCCACCAGCGCCGAGUUUCAGCAUAGACAGCAUCAUAGGAACGAAACCUCGCCCCGAAGACGUAGGAUUCUGUCGACCUUGCCUCCAGCAGUGGCCCCCUCGAUGAUGGCCAGGCUCCCGAGUGUCCACUUUUGCUGACCUAUUCGAUCGGCAGGAGUGACGCCACCUGACUGCGAUGCCCGUGUUCCACGAACGCUUCUCGAGGAUGACCCUCAUUGGUGUCGGUGGGUGUCACCGCGGACCACGCGCCUUGAACGUUGCGGACAAGUCCUCAAGAGUAAGUCCCUCAUUGACGAAGACUUUCCUGAACAUUGGCGCGUGUGCUUGGAACUGGAACCCGGACGCUGUUCAACUUCACUCAGCACGCUCAUUCAUUCCUUGAAUGCGGGAGAUUAGAUGUUAAAAUAAGCUUGACAACGUAGUUGACCCCUAUUGUACACGCCGUGGUGAAUCAAUGUAGCUACAUUCAUUCCCAUUUUAAUCGUGGUGUUAGGCAGUUCCAAGUUGUAGGCGCCAGUUUCGCAAAUAUUUGUAAUCCUAACUUACCAGUGUCUCAGCAUUGGCGCUCAUUUCGAGAGGGCGAAAGCUGCAUGCAGAAACAAAUUUCCUAUGAUCUACUGAGUUAUUCUGUUUAUACCAUGAAAUGUCACCAUCAAUAGUGUAUUCUGCUCGACAUAACCAAAAGAGAAACAUUAUUUCCAAGAAAUGCGUAUAAACAUGUUGCGAUUUAUGUAAACGAGCCUGUCUUUAAAAUAAAGAAUUUAUGUUCUCACGAAGCAA